AUGUAAAUUAUUCUAGGGCCUUUGGGCACCAUUGAAUAAGUGGAGAAUUACAUAAUUGUUGAUGAUUGUUUCUAGGACACAUUCCAUUCUCUAUUAGCCUUAAAAUUCAUGAUAAAUAUGUCAUAGAUCUUGAUGACUUAAUUAACAGGAUGUUUUCUUCUUUAUUUUUCAUGCCCUGUUUUGGUGGAUCGACUGGACAACUACAGCAUUGGUUUCAUUGGCAUUUGCUGGUUCCAUAGGAAUGACACUUGUCAUUCUCGGCUGCGCUCUCCCGAUAUAUGGAUCUUGGUGGCCACUAUUCGUCAUUCUAUUUUAUGUACUCGCCCCAAUUCCAACUAUGAUAGCACGGAGAUACACUGAAGACUCUGGUAGCAACAGUAAUCCGUGUUUGGAGCUAGCAAUAUUUAUAACAAUGGGUAUUGUUGUGUCAUCCUUCGCUCUUCCCAUCGUUUUAGCGCGAGCUCCAGCUGAUGUAGGAACGAUUCAACCAGGUGCCUGUUUUCUAACUCUAGCUGGAAACGUUGUAGUCUACUCGACACUCAUUGGCUUCUUCAUGACAUUCGAUCACGAUGACUCAGACUACAGUAUGUGGUGAAGGAUUAAAAUCCAGCUGUACUUACUUUUCCAUAGUAAGAUAUUGAUGACACUCGAUAACAAAAUCUAAGUGAAACAAGUCGAAGACGAAUAAAAAAACGUCCCCCCUAAUAAUCGAGACAGUAUCGAGAUUCCACGAGUGUACUCAUACUAUUUACUCUUUCCCCUUCAUUUUAUACGAAUUAAAAAAGAAAAUAUUGCGCGAGAAGCAUUGACUGAUGGCUACGCUUUAAUUUUAAUUACUCUAAAACAUAGAUAACGAAUGAAUAAAUAUAACUACCGGUGUGAAGAUUCAAUGAAAAGGAGGAGCUAUCCAAUCAUGUUUUUAUUUUACGUUUGUUCGUAAUUAGAUGUCGUAUAAGUUAGAUACGACUAUGGUCUUCACAUUAAUUUGACAUUUUCUUGUUAUUCAUUUGAGAUGAGAAUUAUUUUUCUUACACUGUAUUAACUAUGUUUACAGUUACAUUCAGCAUUUUCUUCUCAUUUUUUCAGUUUUUCUAAUAGUAAUCAGUGAAUUCGUCACUAGUUGAGUGAUAAAAGAAAGUAAAGGAAUUAUGUAGUUGAACUGUUUUCGCAGGAAUAAAUGGGGAAAUCAUGGCAACUGAUGAAGGAAAACAAUGUACAAUUGUAUUCAUGAAAUUAUAUAGUUUUUCUGACAUUUCUGUGAUGAUAAGUUUUAAUAAAAAUUCAGAAACUAUUGUAUGUCUCUAAAA
Messenger RNA from Diachasmimorpha longicaudata, 1307 nucleotides. RefSeq names its product leptin receptor overlapping transcript-like 1. Bases 242 to 595 code for a protein of 117 amino acids. Gene Ontology annotation, cellular component: endosome. The record is from RefSeq and is a predicted model, not a curated record. The transcript is spliced from 4 exons. Gene Ontology annotation, biological process: late endosome to vacuole transport via multivesicular body sorting pathway. NCBI's taxonomy places the organism in Eukaryota, Metazoa, Arthropoda, Insecta, Hymenoptera, Braconidae.